ACAGGAAAGGCGUUGUUAGUUUUGAUAGAAACAAAGAAGCGAAACAAGAAAGUGGAAGGCAGCCGGUACAACCGCUCUCUCUCUCUCUCCCUAUCUCAUCUCUUCAGCGUCUGUGUCAGGGACCAAACGCUCACUGUCUCUCACAUUCUCCAGUAACAUUCUUCCUUCUCUUACACUUUAUCUCUCUCUCUCUCUCUCUCUCUCCAUUUCAAAUUGCAGUGUUUAUCACCCAAGUCACCAAACAUCAUUUUUAUCGCCUGCACAACCUGCACGCAUCCCUCUCUCGACGAUUUCGAAGCUUCUUCUUGUUUGGAUCUGCAUUUUCUCCCAACUAGCAUCAUGACUUCGGAGCUAUUGGAAAUCCAGCCCCGGGAACUCAAGUUUACCUUUGAAUUGAAGAAACAAAGCUCGUGUUCAGUUCAACUGGGUAACAGGUCUGAUCAGUAUGUUGCAUUCAAGGUGAAGACUACAUCUCCAAAAAAAUAUUGCGUGCGGCCUAACAUAGGCAUUAUUAAGCCAAAAGCAACUAGUGAAUUCACAGUUACCAUGCAAGCUCAGAAGGUAGCUCCACCUGAUUUUCUGUGCAAAGACAAGUUCCUUAUUCAAAGCACAUAUGUGCCCUUUGGAACAACUGAUGAGGAAAUUACAUCUGGGAUGUUUUCUAAAGAAAGUGGGAAAUACAUUGAUGAGAAGAAGCUGAGGGUGGUUCUCAUUAGUCCACCCCAUUCACCAGUUCUGCUUCCAAAUAAUGGAGAGUUGAAGAAAGAUCCAUCUUAUGAUGCUGCAUUGCACAAAGAUAUAGCACAGAAUGGCAUUGAGAACAUACCUCCACCUCAAAGGUUAGAGGAGGAUGUUGCAGGCUGUCCUGCCAAGGAUAUAGAGGUGUUAAAGGCAGCUAAGGAUGCUGAAUCAAGACAAGCUGAUGAUAAAAUGAACUUGGAAUCAGCAAAGGAGCUAGUGGAACCAAAGUUAAUUAAGGAUUUUGAGGAGUUAAAAUCAAAGCUACAUCUAAUGGAUUCAAAACUAAGAGAGGCUGAUCAUACUAUCACAAAGCUGAUUGAUGAGAGGAGUGCAGCCAUCAGAGAGAAGGAUCUUCUCAAGCAUGAAGUAGAGUUGUUAAGGAGAAAAAGCAUGAAAAGAGUUCAGGUGGGUUUUCCUCUUCUGUAUGUUUGUACGGUUGCUCUCAUCAGUCUGGCAUUUGGAUACCUUCUUCAUCUAUAGGCAGAAGAGGAUCUGAUUGUCAAAAUAGAUUUUUUUUUGGGGUUCAUAUUUGAUGUGUGAUAUAUGCUGUAGUUCUUGAAAUUGUGCAUGUAAAGAGAGCUGAUCUCUUGUAAUAAAAGAACUUAAAGUAACAAAAUUGACAGCUUUAUGGUGAGAAGCUUUGCAUUAUUUCA
This is a messenger RNA of Hevea brasiliensis (rubber tree), 1394 nucleotides long. Its product is annotated as vesicle-associated protein 2-2. Gene Ontology annotation, cellular component: endoplasmic reticulum membrane; plasma membrane. Gene Ontology annotation, biological process: endoplasmic reticulum membrane organization. Bases 340 to 1221 code for a protein of 293 amino acids. The transcript has 9 exons. The record is from RefSeq and is a predicted model, not a curated record. Lineage: Eukaryota; Viridiplantae; Streptophyta; Magnoliopsida; Malpighiales; Euphorbiaceae.